UCUAGAUUUUGCUUACAAGAAUGUGCUGCAUGAAUAUCCUGAUGUUUUUCAAAAGUGUGGCCAUUCGACGACACAUCGAUAAUGAUACAAGUAUAAAAAUUGAAAUGUAAUUACAAAGCAGUUAGAUCUUGGGCCUCUCAAGAGAUGAUCGCGACUCUUCUGCUGAUCACGCUAAGUGUGAUAGCGUACUCUGUGUACCACUUUUCCAGACGUAAGUUCACGUAUUGGGAGAAGAGGAAUGUUCCACAUUUAAAACCAAAAACAAUCUUUGGAAACUAUGAAAACUUCAUUUUACAAAAGGAGAACUUGGGAGAGAAUACUCGGAAGCUAUGUGAGACUUUCCCUGACGCACCCCUCAUCGGCGCUUACUAUGGAACAGAACCCUCCCUCAUCGUUCAAGACCCUGAGUUAAUCAAACUGGUCACUACAAAGGACUUCUACUACUUCAGUGGCCGCGAAGUCUCAGAACACUCUCACAAGGAAAUGUUCACACGUAACCUCUUCUUCACUUAUGGUGACAGAUGGAAGGCUCUACGUCAAAAUCUGUCUCCUAUUUUCUCCUCCUCGAAAAUGAAACAAAUGUUCCAUUUGAUCGAUAAUUGUUCUUUUGUACUUGAAAACAUGCUGGACCAAGAAGCGAAGACAUCAAAGGGCCUCGAUGUGAAGAUAAUUUUGACGAGGUACACAAUGGAUUGCAUCUGUUCCAGCGCGUUUGGAGUGGAAGCGCAAGCUAUGGUGAACACGGAAAAUAACGUUUUCAAUCACAUGGGGGAGCUCGUCACUGAAUCUUCACCUGCUGCUGCUUUCCGAAAUGUAUGUAAAACUAUUUGGCCAUCGCUCUUCUACGGUUUGGGAUUCACGGUGUUUUCAAAAGAAAUUGAUGAUUUCUUCAAUAAACUGCUAACCCAAAUUUUCAACUCGCGAAACUAUGAACCUACAACUCGAAACGACUUCAUUGAUUACAUGUUGAAGAUGAAGAAAAACAAGUUGGUCGGAGACAGUUUGAACAAUCUGAAGUCCGAUUCGGCAUCGAAAGUAACUUUGGAUAUAGAUGACGAGUUUUUGAUAGCGCAGUGUGUUCUGUUCUUCGUCGCCGGCUUUGAAACAACAUCGACUACAUUGAUGUUCACAUUGUUUGAAUUAGCAAAGAACCCUGUAAAGCAGGUUAAAGCGAUUGAAGAAGUGGAUGAAUACUUGCGUCGUCAUGGAAACAAGCUUAAGUAUGAGUGUGUUGCGGAGUCUUUGUACCUGGAUGCGUGCGUGGACGAGACGCUUCGCCUGUACCCGGUGCUGGGCAUGGUGGGUCGAGAGACUGUACAGGACUACGUGUUCCCAUCAGGUGUGAAGAUCGACAAGGGCAUGCGAAUAUUUCUACCGCUGUACCAGUUGCAUUACAACCCGGAAUACUUCCCUGAACCGAAGGAGUACCGGCCGGAGAGGUUCUACGGCGAGGAGAAGCGCAACAUCAAGCCCUACACGUACAUGCCAUUCGGUGAAGGUCCGAGGAUUUGUAUAGGUAUGAGAUUCGCUAAAAUGGUGAUGAUGGCUGGUCUCAUAACGAUUUUGAAGAAAUAUAGAGUGGAACUACCACCAGGCAUGAAGACGGAUGUAAACUUUGAUCCAAAACCCGUUGUCACUCAGCCGAUGGGGGGAAUCGAACUGAAAUUCAUUGAACGAGAGGGAUGGGAAACAAGGGUCUUGGCGAAGUAAAGUCAAAAAAAAUAUUUUAUGUUAAUAAAAGUUAUAAUAAUUUACAAAUUAUUUUUUUCCGUAUAUCGCAAUCUGAGGCGAGGAUAUCACAUCGCUUUAUAAAAAUGUAACACUUACUGACAUUCUGUAUAUUUACUAUAAAUUGUGUAA
This is a messenger RNA of Trichoplusia ni (cabbage looper), 1860 nucleotides long. Its product is annotated as cytochrome P450 6B2-like. Gene Ontology annotation, molecular function: monooxygenase activity; iron ion binding; oxidoreductase activity, acting on paired donors, with incorporation or reduction of molecular oxygen. The record is from RefSeq and is a predicted model, not a curated record. Bases 145 to 1710 code for a protein of 521 amino acids. Lineage: Eukaryota; Metazoa; Arthropoda; Insecta; Lepidoptera; Noctuidae. The transcript is spliced from 2 exons.